Messenger RNA from Papilio polytes (common Mormon), 2366 nucleotides. RefSeq names its product E3 ubiquitin-protein ligase RKP-like. Lineage: Eukaryota; Metazoa; Arthropoda; Insecta; Lepidoptera; Papilionidae. The coding region runs from base 98 to 2068 and encodes 656 amino acids. The transcript has 17 exons. Gene Ontology annotation, molecular function: ubiquitin-protein transferase activity. Gene Ontology annotation, cellular component: cytoplasm. The record is from RefSeq and is a predicted model, not a curated record.
AGAUCUCAUCGAUGUUUUGGGUGAGGAUAAUCCAUUUAUACAAAGUUUUGAGCCGAAUUACAAUCGCGCGGGAGGGAUAGAUGCCGGAGUGAGCGAGAUGGCUGCAGGAUCUCCCGCUCUAGCAACGUUACCGCAAGUAAUAUCCUCUAUGGCCAGGUUCAUGCAUGCCGCGAUGCCGCCAAUGCCAAACAGAACGACGGGUGAGACUGCAUUGGCUUUGAAAGGAACAAGAUCAAUGAUGCCUGGAGCCGGUGCUAUUGAUGUACGGUCAGCAUAUCUACGACUGCUGGAUGGUCUUCUAGCAUUGUAUCAUGGUGCUGGUAUAAAGCAUGCUGAGAAGCUUUGCGAGCUCCGAGAUAGUCAACUAGACUUAGCUGACUGUCUACACGACAUCGAACAGCGCAUAACCACAGUGGCUACGGAAUUACAAACCGGUUCGAAAAUAGAGUUGUCAGAGAGUGAUAAAAUACAAAAACAACUGAUGGAAAGAAUGCUCAAAGAACUGGAGAGAUCUAAAUCAGUUUAUGAGGAGAAGCUAAUGUCUGGCGCGUUGCAAAUGGCGUGGGUGAUCGGAGCGAUAUGGACGAAGCGCCGUCAGCAAGAAUUGGCGAUACAUUUCGCUGGAACUCUGCACUCGCUCCGACUCUCCUCGGAUCCUGAUUACGCACAUCAUAUUGAGGUAGCAAGUAAGGAAAUUUUACCAGGAAAGAGUUCUCUACUUGGUAACUCUAGUUAUGCGUCACUACAAUUGGAGUAUACGUCAAGUUCCGAUCAGAGUCCACAAAGCCAGACCUCAAGAGUUCCGACCCCACGACAAGCUUCUCAGGCGCAAAUAAAUAGUGUUACUACACACGAAGGUCCGCGUGGUUUUGCUGAAUCUUUAUUUGCGUUCGUGCCGGAGUACCAUGUUGACGCCAUGUUGGAAUUGUGCAACACACUAAGACUGUACAUGCAUCCCACUAUAUCCAUUAAUGAGAUUGUCGAAUGGGAGGACAUGAUGGUGUCCUGCGCUGCGUUCCUCUGCGCGGAGUUCGCGGACCAGCGCAUCGUGCUCGCCAGCACGCGCGAGUCGCUCGUACAGACACUGGCGUCCUUUGCUACACAGCCUUCCACUAUGAGGGCCAUUGAAAAGGUCCCAGUCAAACAACAGAUGUGCAUGGUGGAGGAGCUGGUACGUCCGUACCAGAACCGCGCGUGGGCGCAGUCCAACUGGGUGCUGGUUCGCUUUUGGCACGGCUCCGGCUUCGGCUUCCGACACCGACAGUGGCCGCAUCUCGCUGCCAAGUUUGGUGAUAGAGAACCAACUGUUAACAACAUGGGUGCUAAAGUAGAUGCUGGUCUGAUGAGUCAAUGUUUCGGUCCCUGUCCAUCAGAAGUUAUUCAAGGUCGAAUCAGAGAUUACCUCGAAGCGAAUCCUAAAGAGGCCGCUUCCUUUCUCAAUUCCUUGCUCAGUCAAUUGAAUUGGGCAUUUUCUGAAUUUAUCACAAUGAUGCAAGAGAUCCUGAUGGCGGUGAUAUCCCGCGUGUGUGUGCGCGGCGGGGGCGGCGCGGGGUUUGCCCGACUGGUGGGGCGCGGUUUGCCCGACACCGACCGCGUGCACUACUACGUUGCCCUCGCGCCUGUCGCUGGCUGCCUCAUCCGGAUAUUGGAACCCGAAUUGCCCGCAGAUCAUUUGAUAAAGGUAUCGAAAGCGUUAGUAAGCGAGCCUUUGUUCAGAGUUGAUGGUCUAGAGUUCAUGCUGGGAAGAUCAGAAGAAAAUCAGUUCUCCUUUUACAACUAUCCAGACGAUGUAACCACAGAGGAGUUGGCAGCUCUGGAGGCAGUAGUGAGCCGCCUGCGGGUGGCGCGAGACGCGGUGGUGAAGGUGAGCUCGCCCGGCUCCAGCGGCACGCAGUCGGAGCUGCUCUGCACCAUCUGCUACGCCAGGCCGGCCGACACCGCCUUCGUGCCCUGCGGACAUCAUUCCUGCCGGCCGUGUAUAAUGCAACAUUUACUGAACAGUAAGCAAUGUUUCUUCUGCAAAGCGGAGAUCGAGUCCGUAAGAGAAAUAGAAGUUACGAAUAAUUGACGAUGACAUAAUACUUUCAUUGGAUGCUAUUAAAUCGUUAUAUAUUGAAUAAUGUGACAUAGUUUUAUUGACAUAAAUUGAGAUGUAUUUAAUAUUUAUUUCGGAACAUUUAAAGGUUACAUUUUUAUUCCACUGAAUGUUUUUAUAAAUAUACAUUGAAAAGAAAUGUGCUUCUGUAAUACGAGUAUAAAUUUCCGCUUGUUUGCUGUUAAAUAUUUGUAAUCAAUUUUUGUAACCAAAUGUACUUUGGAUUUGUACGAUUUUGUUUUCAAUUUAAUAUUAAACGUUAUUUCAUUUU